GCUCCUAUCUAGUAUUGUCAUACGAGUAGAGGGCAAGAUGUCGAACAAGUUUGCAAUCCUUCUGGCUUUCCUGGUUGCGGUAGUUGCCUGCGUACAGGCAAGAACUGCAAUCGUAGGUGGAUUCGAGAUCAAUAUAGCUGUGACUCCGUAUCAAGUGUCGUUACAAUACUUCAAUAGCCAUUGGUGUGGAGGUUCUGUGCUGAACAACAAAUGGGUUCUGACUGCAGCUCACUGUACUGUUGGAAUCUCCGCCAGCAAUCUCGCCGUGCGUUUGGGAUCUUCGAGACACGCAUCUGGUGGAACCGUUGUACGUGUGGCACGAAUCGUAGAUCACCCGAACUACGUCGACGGUACGUUCGACUAUGAUUUCUCGCUGUUGGCACUGCAAAGCCAACUUACCUUCAGUAUUUUGGUGCAGCCUAUUGCUCUUCCCAAGCAAGAUGAACUGGUGAAAGACAGAAUAAUGACGAUCGUGUCUGGUUGGGGUAGUACAAAGAAUGAUGCUGAAUCGAACGCUGUUCUGCGGGCUGCUAUUCUACCGACCGUGAAUCAAAAGGAUUGUAACACGGAUUACCAGCGAUUCGGAGGAAUCACUGAUCGAAUGCUGUGCGCCGGAUAUCAGCAGGGUGGAAAGGACUCUUGCCAGGGAGACUCUGGUGGUCCACUGGUCGCUAACAAAAAACUCAUUGGUGUUGUUUCUUUUGGCUAUGGUUGUGCACUUGGUGGCUAUCCAGGAGUGUACUCGCGCGUGGCCAUUGCUCGCGACUGGAUUCGCCAAAACACUGGAGUUUAAAACGAUAUCGAACCGAUUGGAAAGAUAGUUUGUCAGUCAAAAUGAAGUAAAAUAAAAAUCAAAUAAACAAAA
This is a messenger RNA of Anopheles funestus (African malaria mosquito), 865 nucleotides long. RefSeq names its product trypsin-3-like. Gene Ontology annotation, biological process: proteolysis. The record is from RefSeq and is a predicted model, not a curated record. Bases 38 to 793 code for a protein of 251 amino acids. The transcript has a single exon. Lineage: Eukaryota; Metazoa; Arthropoda; Insecta; Diptera; Culicidae. Gene Ontology annotation, molecular function: serine-type endopeptidase activity.